Drosophila rhopaloa is the source of this 4558-nucleotide messenger RNA. Its product is annotated as inositol polyphosphate-4-phosphatase type I A. Gene Ontology annotation, cellular component: cytoplasm. Lineage: Eukaryota; Metazoa; Arthropoda; Insecta; Diptera; Drosophilidae. Gene Ontology annotation, molecular function: phosphatidylinositol-3,4-bisphosphate 4-phosphatase activity. The record is from RefSeq and is a predicted model, not a curated record.
UCAAGCUUGGACGCUGCCCAACACUGUCGCCAACGGGAGAUUUUCCAAUAUGAAGCUGGAGCGCAGUGCGCUUAUCUACUGCCAAAUUUAAUUAGUUGUUUAUUAUUGGCACAAUUACGAGAUUACGAUUACGGCGCAGCCCGGGGCAGUCACUCCGAGCGACGGAUGACCCAACCCGUUGGCCAGCAGGAGCAGCCAAAGAGAGAGAGACGAGAUAAGUUGGCAUCCGCAAACAGCUGGGCUGCAGCAACAACAACAAUAACAAGGCAGUAACGAGGUCGCAGGACCAAAAAGGAGGGUCGCCAUCGCCAUGCGCUUUAACAAGUCGGAACUGAACUCCCUGGCCAGCAAUCCAGCAACCCGGUUCGACAAGGAGGGCCUGCUCAUUAUCAUCGACCGCCAGGAGGGAUUCCUGUGGCGCUCCAGCGAAGUCAGAGUUGAACGUUGGUGUAAACUGCGUGGCAAUUUACUGUUCUACCUCAAGGAUAAGGACCCCAAGUCAGCGGUGGCCGGCCUCUUGGUGCUGGAGAACUGUCGUCCGCGAAUACAGAAUGAAGAGCGUGAUCCCGAGGGCUACGUUUUCGAUCUAGACUUCAAGGACAGCGCAUCGGAGCGCUUCAUCAGCCGUUCGUCGGCCGAGCGCCUGGCCUGGGUGCACUGCAUCGAACAGGCAUCCAGCGAGAAGCUGAACGUGCUCAUCCGGCAGCUAAAGGAUCAGAUCGUCGCCAAGGGCCGCCAGCUGAACGGCCCGGGAAUGGGGAAUCACAUUGACUUGGGAAUGCCCUUGGAGCAGCAGGUGCAAGAGCAGCUGCAGGGCCAGCCGGCGGAGGUCGCCCCCCUGGAGGUGGUGGCGCCGUUUGAAGAACUCGAUCUCUCGGAGCUGCCCAUCUGCGAGACGGCCCUCUCCUGUGAUACCCUGCCCCUGGACACGGUGGGCCGGUCGCCCAACCCGCAGGUGGUAUGCUCGCUGCUCCCGGCGUCUGGAGAGGAUUGCCUGUGGCGAGAGCAUGCCCGCACCGAGCUGCAGGAGCGCACGCGCAGCCCGCAGUUCCUGUGCACCAUGCGCUUCCAGCGCAGCACCGGCUUCUCGGCCGCCACGCGCCUCCGCUUCAGCGUCUACGACGUCCGCGAGCGGAUGACGCUCACGGCCCUGCCGCUGGGCCACGCCGAGGUGGCCCUGGGCGUCAUUCAGGACACCAGCCGGCUGCGCCUGCCACUCACAUCGCCGCGCGGCGAGUGCGGCUUCAUCACCCUGGCCUCCUGGUCACCCGACGCCGCCGUGGAGCCCGGCCAGUCGGGGAACGGGCCCCCGCGCUCCAGCACUCAGCUCUUUGACGGAUCGGGCGCCGCCACGGGAGCCACCACAAGCAGCAGGCGAGCCCAUCGUCGCACCCAGUCGUUGCCGCCCAAAUUGGGAGUUCGGUUGUUUGUGCCGCAGCAGUGCGGCCUGCAGCGGGUGUGCUCGAAUCCGCGCCUGCGCACCUACCGGCUGCACUCGUCCCUGGGGGCGGACAUAAGUGUGCAGGAGACGCUGCUGGAGGCGCGCCUGUGCUGCCUGCUGCCCCAACAGCUGCUCUCCAUCUGGAUCCAGCGCGAGAAGGAGCUGCUGCAGGAGAUCUCUGGAAUGGGCGAGCUGAGUGGCGAGUGGCGAUGGCGCCAGAUGAACCUGCUCGAGGAGCACCUGCGCCUGCUCAAGGACUACUCGCAGGCCAAGCAGAACAUCCAGCAGCUGGCCCGCGACGGCAUCUCCUUCAAGCGCUCCUCGGCGAAGGCGGACGAGGCGCUGGAGUUCCUGCCGGUCAACCUGCACGUCCAGCGGAUGUGGGCCCAGAACGACACGCUGCAGCGGCGCGGCCUCCUGGACGUGGUCACCGUGGGCGCCUUCACGCGCCACGACGCCAAGGGACGCAAGUGCGGCGGCCUGAUCAAGCUGCUGCAGGAGAGCAAGUCGUGGAAGCUGGAGCAGAGCAACGCGUGCAAGGUGCAGGCGGCCAACGACGCCGUGCAGGCCACCAAGCAGCUGCGCAAGGAGAUCGUCGAGCUGAUGUCGCAGCUGCUCCAGCUGGCCAGCCGGCGCAGCUCCAAGGACAUGAUGCCGCUGUGCAACCAGAUGGUGGCCCGCACACGCACGCUGCUCAACAUCUGGGAGCCGAGCAUCGUGGAGGAGGCGGUGACCUUCAUCGAGCGCCAUCGCAUCAUCGAGGAGCCGGAGAACGUGCUGAUGGAGCCGAUGUCGCCCUUCCGCAAGAUCACCCAGCAGCUGACAGCUCUGGAGCUGAAGUCGCCGGAGCUGGAGGACUUUGCCACCCCGGUGGUGGCGCCGCCAGAUCUCUGGCCCCGCGGUCAGCCACCGCUGAUGCGCUCCAACAGCUGGCAUCCGAGUAACAGCUCUCCGUCCAGCUCGCUGGACAUCCGGGCCAUCGACUCGCUGCAGCAUGUGGUCAAAUGCUACAACGAUCACCUGCGCAGUCUGGAGCAGGGCAGGAAUCCCCGCGAGGCCGAGGAGGAGGCCACAUAUCAGUCGCUGCCGCUGGCCUGGCAAUCCCAGUACGCGGCCACUUCCACGUCCACGUCCCAAGUCCCAGAAGUGCCAGCCAAUCUAUCCGUGCUGCAGCUAAUCGAUCUGGACGAGAUCGGGCGACGGGAGCAGAGGCAGCGGCAUCAACAGCCACCGGCCGGGUUCCUGGACACCAAGCUGAUGAGCUCCUCGCCGUCGGCCAACUACUACCGGCCCACGGAGGAGCCGGAGCCAAUGGAUCUCACCCAGCUGAACAUUGAGGCGAGCGUGAUGUGCCUGGUCAGCAAGCUGAAGUUCUUCUGCGGCCGCUGCGACAGUCCGGCGAUCCGGUUGCGCCAUCCGAAGGUCCCGCUUAAGCGGGAGGGCUUCGCAGUGGCGCCGCAGCAGGCGCCGGACGUGAUCUCUGCGCCAGCAGCCGGGAAGCAGCCCCCCAAGCUCGAUCUGGAUCUCAAGCCGACGGCGGAGAGUGGAUCCAGUUCCGGCUGCCCCGGAUCGGUGGCCGUGACAGUCAAGAAGGGCAACAAGUUCACCGACGGCCUGGACCUCUCAAUGACCACGGAUUGGGCGGCGGAACUGCGGCCCAGCAUGCGCAAGCUGCGCCACGCCAUGGACCGCCUGCUGAAGACCGCCCGGCUGAUGCACUCGGUGCAGCGCCUGCAGCAGGACAUGCGCUGCAACCGGCUCCAGGCGAGCAUCACGUACCGCAGGGACGUCUGCUUCUCCCAAGCGCUAACCGCGCUGGUCAGCUGUCUGAUGGUCCGGCUAUGGGGCAGCGAGCUUGACAUGGGCUACUUGGUCAUGCUCCGCGAUUUGGGGCCGCUGGCGUACUUCGAGGGCCUGCUGACGCUGUACGGUAACGAGGCAGACAUGUUUAGCGACAUGUGUAUCGCCAUUGAAGACUUGUCCGCCGUCAGUUUCCAGCUGGUUCGAGCACAGGGCGAGACGGCGCUGGCGCCGACGCCCCGGAUCACAGGAUCGCGGCAGGCGUUAGAGGUGCAGCUCCCUGUGCCGGAGCACUCGCUUCCGGGAAAUGGCACCUCCAUCUCCUUCAAGAUCACGCCGGUCUUCUUCAACAUCGGCAUUAAUGAAAAGGCCAGCUUUGCCGAGACGCUGGGUCAAACUCGUGAACAGCACCGCUCCAACUGGGACAACUUUCUCCGCCUGAGCCAGUACUUCGGGCGCUACCGGAAGCUGGGCCUCGGCUCCGUCGACUCCGGUGAGUCGCUGCAGUCGCUCCUUGGCUUUAUGGAGCAGCAGCUCCGGGCGAACGUCUCAAAGAACGUUAAGAUUCUUCACCUGGCCGAGGACGCUUGCCGGCUGAUGGACGGGCUACGAUUCACGUCCUGUAAGAGCGCCAAGGAUCGCACCGGCAUGGCGGUGACCCUGGAGCAGUGUCGUGUGCUGGUCCGCGAGUUCCAGUUGCCCGCCAAGCACGUGCCCUACGCGCUUGGUACGAUGAGAAGUGAGGGAACGCGCAUGGAUAACGUACUCAAGAACAUUGGGAAGCGGAAGUAUGCCUUCAAUCGAACUCAGGUCUCUUUUCUGCCGGCCAUGUACAGGCCACCAGUUGGUAGCUACGGCAAGGCGCAGACUUAAGGGCUCCACUCGGGAUCCCCAUCCGAAUCCAAAUGUCCAAAUGUAGAGCGGUCCGGUCGAUCCAAUGGCGGUCAAGUACUUAAUGGACAUGGGACAACUUAACACAGAGAUAUGUAUAUCAGCGAAGCGAAGCAAAACAAAACGUAUAAAACUGUGCCAAAAAUACAUACAAAACAAUUUAACCAAUUUUGCGCGAGGCAAGCAAAACAUAGAAACAAGUGAGAGGAAAUAAUAGGUAACUAAUUAAAUUAGCACAUUGAAGGAGUCACUUCCGGACAAUUGUUAACGCAUCACACAAUUCCAAUUCCAAUUCGGUAGUAUGACCCGCUAUAUCCCCCUUCCCAUAUUUAUUUAGGCUAUAUCCACGUAGUUGUAGUUUGCAAAAGAGGCAACCGUACUCUAGCGACUCAUUUACUUCCAGUGAAUAAAAAACAAACUUGUUAA